Molecule: messenger RNA, 1668 nt
Organism: Triplophysa rosa
Lineage: Eukaryota; Metazoa; Chordata; Actinopteri; Cypriniformes; Nemacheilidae
Gene: ilkap
Product: integrin-linked kinase-associated serine/threonine phosphatase
Exons: 10
Coding region: 379-1446 (355 amino acids)
Biological process (GO): protein dephosphorylation
Molecular function (GO): protein serine/threonine phosphatase activity; cation binding
Source: RefSeq, a predicted model, not a curated record
UGUACCAAAAUUAGAAGCAAUAACUCAAUUUUGACUUAUUAUAGUGCAUUAUCGUGCAAAAUAAAGCAUCAAAUACGUUAUUAAACAAAUAUUAUGGGCAUGCUUAUUGUAUGAAAUUCAUCAAUUUUCUUCUCAGAACUCAAUCAGUAUCAUUAGCUUGCUAGCAGCUAACGUUAAACACAACAACAGACUCGUCGCUUCGGUCGCCUGCUCAUUCAUCAGAUUUACUCUCAUACGUCUGACACGUCUGAUCUAAUUCUCUUACUGUACGUGUAUGAAUGCAGUGUGUAUCUGACGCAGUUAGUCAGACAUUCAUUGUGAAUUGUGUAAAGUGAAUGUUAACGUUACUUGAUCUGUAGCUAAAGCGAACAACCUCAAAUGGAUUUAUUUGAUGAUCUUCCAGAACCUACAAACGACCCAGGUCCAGUUAAAACCAAAGCUGCAGAGGAGAGCGAGGAGCAAGAUGAAGAUCGAGGAGAGAAGAGGAAGCGAGAUCAAGGGAGCUCUGAGGAGGAGACGCAGGUGGAAGACAAAACUCAGGAGGCAAAGAAAGUUUGUAAAGAUCAAGUCAGGCUGACGGGGUUUGUUGCAGCGAGACGUGGAGAGAGAGAAGAGAUGCAGGACGCACACGUAAUGCUUCCAGACAUGACCGCGAGUGUCACGAAUCUCCCCUCACAAGUGUCACAGCUUGCAUACUUCGCUGUGUUUGACGGUCAUGGUGGAGCUCGGGCAUCUCGGUUCGCUGCAGAGAAUCUUCAUCACGCGCUGGCCAGCAAAUUUCCUAAAGGUGACGUCGAGAAUUUGGAGAAGCUGGUGAGGAAGUGUUUGCUGGACACCUUUCGUCAAACGGAUGAAGAAUUUUUGAAGAAAGCCUCCAGCCAGAAGCCUGCAUGGAAGGACGGCUCCACAGCUACAUGUAUGUUGGUGGUUGAUGAUGUUCUUUAUGUAGCAAACCUGGGAGACAGUAGAGCGGUGAUGUGUCGUUUGGAGAAGGCUGGGGAUUCUGGGAAGAGAAAGUUUGUGACUCUGGCUCUCAGUAAAGAACACAACCCCACUAUUUAUGAGGAGCGCAUGAGGAUUCAGAAAGCGGGUGGCACGGUCAGGGACGGGCGAGUGCUCGGUGUGCUGGAGGUCUCUCGAUCUAUAGGUGACGGCCAGUAUAAAAGGUGCGGGGUGAUUUCCACUCCAGACAUACGCCGCUGUCAGCUUAGUCAAAACGACAAAUUUGUUCUUCUGGCAUGUGAUGGGCUUUUUACGGUCUUCUCUCCAGAAGAGGCAGUUCAGUUCGUGCUCAACGUUCUAGAGAAUGAGACCGUAGAGGUUAAAGAGGGGCAAACUGAAGAGGCGGUGCGAUAUGAGGCUGCAUGUCAGCGAUUGGCCAGUGAGGCAGUGAGGCGGGGCUCUGCAGACAAUGUCACUGUUAUUCUCGUCUCCAUUGAGUUUUGAAGUUGUUGUAUACACAUGCAAGCACAUACAGACCCUCUUCUGUUACACAAACACACACACUGAUAAAUGCAUGGAUUCUGGGACGGUAAUGAAAAAGAAAAAUUAUUAUUGACUCUCAACUCGACUUCUGAAAAUGCUGUGUCUGAUAUAAGUUUUUGUGUUUUUUGGCAUAAAAACGAAAUAAACUUUUUAUACUGGCUCACAUUAUCUGUCUUUACUUAC